Vigna umbellata (rice bean) is the source of this 878-nucleotide messenger RNA. RefSeq names its product COP9 signalosome complex subunit 8-like. NCBI's taxonomy places the organism in Eukaryota, Viridiplantae, Streptophyta, Magnoliopsida, Fabales, Fabaceae. Gene Ontology annotation, biological process: COP9 signalosome assembly; protein deneddylation. The record is from RefSeq and is a predicted model, not a curated record. Gene Ontology annotation, cellular component: COP9 signalosome.
AUCGUUAUCGUAAAGUAUAUAUAGGUCUUCGCUGGAGAGCUUUUCAAUCUUCACUUCAUCUCAUCGCAUCGAAUUGAGGGAUUUGAUGGGAGAUUGAUGAAUUUCUCUUUACGUUGGAUUCGAAGUCGUACGACAAAGUUGCGGAUGUAUGCGAUAACCUAAUGCCUCAGGUUGCAGCUGAUGACAUUGCUUACUAGGACGAUUGGCCCUACGCCAUUCACCUCCUCGCUCACUUUUAUGUUCACGACAUCAACAGUGCGCGUUUUCUUUGGAAAUCAAUACCUUCGUCAAUCAAAAAAAGCCAGCCUGAAGUCACUGUGGUUUAGAGAAUACCUUCGUCAUUUUUGUCAGAAGCUCUGGUUAUGUGACUAUGCUGGAGUGAACGAGGCAAUCCGUGGCUUUGAUUGGAGUCAGGAUGUCCAAGGCCUAGUUGCUUCAUUUUCAGAACUUUACACAAGGGAGAUGUUUCAGCUGCUUUUCUCUGCUUAUUCAACAAUAAGCAUUAAAGACACUGCUUUAUUUCUGGGAACGAUUGAAGAUGAUGCUACAAACUAUGUACUACAGCAAGGCUGGACUGUCGACCCUGCCUCUCAGAUGCUUAUUGUAAAGAAACAACCUGUUGUGACCGCGCAGAACCUUGAUCAUAGUAAAUUGCAGGGAUUGACCGAAUAUGUCUUCCAUCAUAAGCAUCGAAGCUUUUAGUUAUGAAGAAUUAGAUGUUUCAUUUUAUAUGAAAUUCUUCUCAAAUUGAUCAAUCAAACGUUCUAUGUUCUUGAAAGUGAAUGUAUACUGUUGAUAAUUUUGUAGCUAAUCUCUAUGUUUUUUAAUUUUAGCACCGAUUGGUGAAAUUCACGUCUCACUUGAUAGUUUUUCGACAA